This is a messenger RNA of Oryctolagus cuniculus (rabbit), 10891 nucleotides long. Lineage: Eukaryota; Metazoa; Chordata; Mammalia; Lagomorpha; Leporidae. The record is from RefSeq and is a predicted model, not a curated record.
GUAGGUAAUAUGUGUCCAGGAAUAUAUCCAUUUCUUCUAGGUUUCCCAGUUUGUUGGCAUAUAGCUCUUUGUAGUAAUUUCUGAUGACUCUUUUUAUUUCUGUGGUAUCUGUUGUUAUAUUUCAUUUUUCAUCUGUAAUUGUAUUGACUUGGUUUUCUCUCUUUUUUUGGUUAGUUGGGCCAAUGGUGUGUCAAUUUAUUUUUUCAAAAACAAACAAACAAAAACCCCAGCUCUUCAUUUUGCUUAUAUUUUGUAUUUUUUUGUUUCAAUUAUGUUGAUUUCUUCUAUGAUUUUAAUUAUUUCUCUUCUACUAGUUUUGGGUUUGGUUUGCCGUUGUUUUUCUGGACCCUUGAGAUGCAUUGAUAGCUCAUUUAUUUGGUGCCUUUCCAAUUUCUUGAUGUAGGCACCAAUUGCUCUAAACUUUCCUCUUAACACUGCUUUUGCUGUAUCCCAUAAAUUUUGAUAUGCUGUAUUGUCAUCUUUGUUUAUAGAAACUUUGAUUUCUUCUAUGACCCACUAUUCAUUCUGGAGCAUGUUGUUCCAUCUCCAUGUGUUUGUAUAUGUCCUAAUGAUUCCUGAGUUGCUGAUUUCCAGCUUCAUUGCAUUGUGAUCUGAGAAGAUGCAUGGUAUGAUUUUGAUUUUUUUGAAUUUGCUGAGAUUUGCUGGCCUAGCAUGUGGUCAAUCCUAGAGAAAGUUCCACGCACUGGUGAGAAGAAUGUAUUUUCUACAACUGUAUGAUGAAAUUUUCUUCAAUAUCGUCAUCUUUACAACCUAGUACUGAAGUGUUGUGUUCUUUUGGGGGCAUCAUGUUGUCUUCGUUAUUCUUGUUUCUUGAAUUGGUGUGUUUGUUAUUUGGCAUUUGUGGAGAUACUUACGGGUUCUUCGUUUUUUUCUCGGUAGUGGCUUUUAUCUUUGUACUAUAUUUCUAUAGAUUAGUGGAGUGUCUGCUUUCAGUGAAUAUCUAGAGGCAUGUGGUGGGUGUGGCCAGGGAGCUUUGUUUAGUUCUCCAGGUUUAGCAUGGUAAAUCCCUUUUAUUUUUAAUCAGUGGGGAGGUUUGUUCUCAUCUGUUGGCAUAUACUCAACUGAGCUUCCCUCCUCAAACGAGAUCAGUACCUGGCCGCCAGCCCCAGUUGGUAUAUUAUUCAUCCACUUUGCCACAAGGGCCAUAUAAAGAAUCUGUGCAGUCCUCGGUGUAAGCUCAGAUUCCCCAGCUGUGUCCCUCACCAGAGAGGGCUCAGCAUGUGUAGCCUCCCACAGUGACUGCCCAAAGUUCCAGCAUACCCUGAGUCCUCCCAUGCAGCCUCAGUGUUUUCACAGUCCAGGCAUACAAGCCUCCCACAGUGAAGAGUACCCAGCCCCCCUGUCUGUUCUCCCCACCAGACUUCAAGAGUCUCUGCUUGGCUGGUUGCUGGACACAGACAUGGGCUGGUGCAGCUGUUACAUAUGUCCAAAAUGGCACCUGCUCUCUAUCAGUUUGUUACAGAGCACCAUUGCAGGGUGGUUGGAGAGAGAGAAAUGUGUCUCCCCACCCCACUUUUUGGCAGAUGGACCCACAAGGGAGCUCUGCUGCCCAGGGGCUAAGGAGGUCCCAUCUGUGGGCUCUGUCUUAGAGCCUUAGAAAGCACAGUGCCUCCUUACAUGGUUCUAUGGCAAAUGACAUUGAGUUUCAACUAAAGAGACCAUUGCAAAAACGACAAAUAGCCUUAAAAGAUUUCUACCUAGAAACCUCAGACUGAAUCUAGUCCCACAGUUGCAAGCAUGAGUGAUGACAGAAAUCAUGGCUGAGCUGAUCACAUGUCUGUUCCCAGGACAAAUUCUCCAUCAGCCAUGUGAGGUUAAGAACAAUGACAGACCGAUAGGAUCUGCCAAGAGAUCAUUUAUGAAACUCACAUUGGACAUGAAGACUAUUUGAAAUACAAUUUAUUACCACCAUUGUUAAUGGUGGUUCUUCCCGGGUGUAUUCUCUGCGUGAGGGUUUAGCAUGACGCCAUCAACAUGAAUCAGCAUUCAGGACAGAAAGAUCAAGUGCUGCAAUUUCACUGCAAAAUACUUUGUAAUACUGUUAAAAUGCAUUGAUUUCAUUUUAUUCAUUUUUAAAAUUCAUUAACACUUGUACAUAAUUGAUGAGGGAGGAACUAGUUAUUGGAAUAUGCACUUGAACACUUCUUAUUGAUAAAGUAUGUAAUAAAAAAAUCUGGAGUCCAACUGUUCUAAACUAGUAACAGCACCAUAUGUGGCUCUUUUACAGUUGUUUGUCCUUUCGAGCGUAUGUUCAUUGUCCUAUAUACAAUUUCUCUGAAUUGUCACUGCAGUUCUGAUAGGGUAUUUUUCAUGUUAGAGCUGAGGAUUCAGGGCUCAGAGGUAUGGCUUUCUUGAAGAUAUGUGAUUAAUAAAAGACAGUGGCAGAAGGCAGGCUUCAAGGGUCUGUAAAGUCCCCAAGAUUGAGCUCCCAGUGCACCAUUUUUAGGAAAUGUUUUUCAAAAAAGAUCCGUGGAAGAUUCAGCCCCCAGUGCCUCCAGAUGUGACCUUCUUUGGAAACAGGAUCUUUACAGAAGUAGUAGGGUGAGUCCUAAUUCCAUAUGAUUGGUGUCCUCGUGAGUAAGGAUUAAUUUGGACGUGAGACAGACACAGAGGGAAGACAAAGACUCCAUAAGCCAAGGAACACGUGGGUGACAGAAGCUGAACGAGGUAAGGAAGGAUCCUUUCCCAGUGGGUUUUAGAAAGCCGAUGGCCCUGUCAACACCUUGGGUUUGGACUUUAAGCUCCAGAACUAUGGGGCAACACCUUUCUAUUAUUGUAAGCCAUCUAGUUGUGGUGCUUUGUCAUGGAAGUCCUUGGGAGCUUAAUGCAACAGCCCAUGGUUCUGAAAGGGUCGCAGGUUCCAAACACAUUUAAACCUUCUGCUAGAACCCAGCACAGUCAUAUGGAGGAAGAAGCCUGGAGGCUGGUUGUGAGUUUUCCUGCAUGCUAUGGCUAGUUAGAGAGACUCAGAGCUAGGUCUCACACAUUCUGACUCUAAGCUCAAGGUAAGGUGAAGUAAAUGCGGGGGACCUGACUUGUCUCCCUCUCCAUUAGGUUUGUGGCUGUUCCUCCUUGGUGAUCCACCUUAAUGUGGCUCAGUUCAUCUUCUGUCAAUGACUUCAAAGAAACAAGUAGAACGCAUGUUGCGUCUUUGCUUUGAUGAUAAUGGAGAUUGUAGCCUCCUUCUGGUUCUGCAUUUUAUUCCCUUCCUCCCAAAAUUCACACUUUGACCCUUCAGUGUCUAUUAAAAAGGAAAAAAAAAAGAUUACUCAGCUGUAACUAAGUAUGUGUCUCAACAGGGAUAUAGUUCAUUGGUUUGGUAUGGAUAUAUUCUCCAACUCAAAAGGAGUUUAAAAAUAACGUACCUGAUACAAAAUUGCAAGUAAGGCAGCAAUGACCCCAGGGGAAAGAAGUUUGCCAAAUGAGUUUGGCAAAGUGUAAGAGGUUUCUGAUGAAAACUGCUUCAGUUCUCGAGGAGCAUGUGUGUGAAUGGUGACCUACUUACAAAUGGACUGCAAGUUGAUGCUGAGAACUAAUUUCUUAAAUCAUUUAAUAUUUGUUGAGCAUUGACUGUGAGAAAGCACUCUAUUUGGCACAGAUUAACCAAAACAGAGUCUCUGUGCCCAUGGAGCUAACUACUAGAGGAAGAGCAAUAAUAGACAAACCAACAAACAAUAAUAUCUGCCUGAUGCUUGGUGCCUGUCUGAAGGAAAAUAAACUAGGAUAGGGAGAAUAGAGAGUGACAGUUGGGGUGGGGCUUGCUAUUAUAUGAAGUGUUAAGAGAAGGCUUCUGUGGUAAGAUAAAGUCCCAAGGAUAUAAGGAAACAAGCUGUGUCUAGGGUAAAUCUAAGUGCAAAGGCCUGGGAAUGUGAUGGCGUAUGUUAGGAAUAGCAAGGAGAAUGAGAGUAGAAGAUGCCACUGAUAGAACUGGGGACAGAUUAUGUACAGCCUUGUUGGUCAAUGUAAUGAUUUUGUAUUUUUCUAUGAAUGAGAGGAACAGCCAUUAGGGCUUGUAGUAGUGAAGUAACAUUAAGUGACUUGUAUUCAAAGCAAUCUUCUGGAUAUUACAUGAAGAACAGAAUGUAAGGGAAGGGAACGUGGUGAGAGGGGAGGUAUUUACACAAAGUGAGAGGCUCCUGUAAUAAUCCAGGUAACAGAGAAUGACAGCUGGGAACAGAGUGGAAGGGGUGGGAAAUAGAUGAGUUAUGGCUAUAGUUGAAGGCAGAGUUGAUAGGAUUGCUUAUGGAUUCAAUGUAAGGAAUGAGAGGACACAAUGAAAAUAUCAAGGCUUUUGGCUUGAGUAACUAGAAAACAGGGGUUGCCAUUUUUCAAGCUGUGAUGAUUGUGGGAGAAGCUGACUCGCUGGGCAGAUGUGUUAGGAAUUGAGAAUUCUAUUUCAGUCAUUAAGUUUGAGAUGGAGAUUUGUCACUGAGUAGAGGUGUCGUGUAGCAAGUUGACACAGGAGUCUGGAGUUCAGAGGGGACAUCUAGAUUAGAUAGCUAAAUGUGGGAGCCAUCAGCAUUGAGAUGGUAUUUAGCAUCUUGGGACAAGAGACUUCAUUUGAGCAAUGGGAAGGAAAGCAAAAGGCAGCAAGCUGUGUCUAGGGUAAAUACCCUAGAUUCCUGGUAGAUAAGGAAGAGGAGAUCUGGAGGCUCCUCGCGGGUGCAGAGGUGAGAAAGAGGAAGGGAAACCAGGAAUGCAGUUGGAGGAGUAGACACUGAGGUAAGAGGAAAAAUAAAAGAGGGUGAUAUUCCAGAAGCAAUGAAGAAAAGGUAGGGAGGGGAAGGAGGUGGAAAGACUGAUCAAUUGUAUCAAAUCCUCCUGAGUGAAGUAAGGUGAAGGCUGGGUUUGACCACUGGAUCUGAGAAUAUGGAGAGAACUGGUGAUGUCCCAAAGUGUUUUGAUGAGCUAUGGGGGAUAAAAACCUUAUCAGUGUGGGGUCUGGGAUGUUGGCAAUAUUCUAUUUCUUGAUCUGGAGGGUGAUUAUACUAGUGUUAUAUUAUACAUGUUUUAUAUUUCAAAAUAAAAAGAGAGGGGGAACGAAACCAGGAACUUGAGAUAUGAGAAUAGACAAUCAAUUUGAGAUACUUUCUCUAAAAGGGGACAGAAAAAUGAGGAUGGUGGCUGGAAGGGAAGAUGCACAAUACAUUUUGUAAGUUUCAGUGGCCAUCUGGACAUGUGGGGAUUGUAAGUGGGUGAGCUCCCCGUAUACAAGCAUAAUACUGUGGGUGGUACAUGUUAGCAGCACCCAUGUGGUGUGGUCUUUCACUAUGAGGUACACGUGGUAUAAAAACAUGUCUGAGGGAACCACGGUGUCCUGGCACUGUGCUGUGUUUGGCAUUGUUUCACCUCUCAUAGGAUGUUUUGGUACUCUGAGGAGCUAAUCUGCAUCUUUGGGGCUGAGCAUAUAAGUGUCUAAGAAUGAUAUAAAUUAGGUUUCGUCAGAGUUCAAAGUCAGAUACAUAUGUGUUUAGGAUGAUUGGAAUUAUUUAUUUAUUUAUUUUAUUUGACAGAGUUAUAGACAGUGAGAGGGAGAGAGAGAGAGAAAGGUCUUCCUUCCGUUGGUUCACUCCCCAAAUGGCCGCUACAGCCGGCCCUGCGCCGAUCCAAAGCCAGGAGCCAGGUGCUUCUUCCUGGUCUCCCAUGUGGGUGCUGGGGGCCAAGCACUUGGGCCAUGCUCCACUGCACUCCCGGGCCACAGCAGAGAGCUGUACUGGAAGAGAAACAACCGGGACUAGAACCAAGCGCCCAUAUGGGAUGCCAGCGCUGCAGAUGGAAGAUUAACCAAGUGAGCCAUGGCGCCGGCCCCUAGGAUGAUUGGAAUUAGAAUCUGGAAUAACCUCAAUGGAAUGUUUGCAUAUAAAUACGGGUGAGGUAUGAAGGACACUUCAAGGCCAAGGAGAUGAGUGAUCGGACAGGCAGGACGUCUCCCCCAGGAGUUCAGUGCGUUUGAAACUCUCUCAUGUAACCGAGGGUCCACAUCAGGCAGAACCGAGUGGAGGUGUAAAGCAAGGCUGUGGGAAGGAAAGGGAGGUAUGAACAUUUCUGAUCAAGAAGAUCGAGGAAUUCCCAGGGCCAUACCUCAUUUGGGUUGAGCCCCCAAAGGGUAGAGUUUCAGUGAGAACAGUGAGGGUAGCAACGCUGACCUUUCAGGACUGGAGUAAGAGCCUGAGCCAAGGAGAGGCUGUGCAAAAUGGGGUCCAGGCCUGGAGUUGCUGGGUAAGUGGGGCUGGAAGGUGACCUCAGAAAACAGAGUCCCGAGGGACUUGGUGGCCACGAACUCCAGGGACUUGGAAGCCCUUAGCUGCUUUUGAGAACAACAUCGAGAAUUCCACCUGUGUUUUCGAAAGAUCCUUCAAGAGCCAGAAUAAGGACGUACUGGAGAAAAUGAGAGGUCUACAUAUCUGCACAUCAUAUCUGUGUAUCUCUUGGCUCAUUCUGAAAAGUACUUAGGACCAUUUAUAAACACACAGGCUAUGCAAGGAGGUGAAAACACAUGAGGGCAGGAAUGGAAGACAAAGAGAAGAAAAUAGACAAGAUAAAUGUCAUUAGUCAAUCUUCAGCUCUGUGGAGUAGCCAUCCCAAAGGCACAUACCAACCAAAAUCCACCACCCACUUUACUUCAUCCAGAAAUGUGGUGCGAGGAAUUCAACCACUUUAUUUCACAGUGUCUUAUCAAGGAUUUUGAAAAGCGGCCUUCCGUCACUUGUCUCCUCGACCACCCAUUCAUUAAAGGAGCCCACGGAAAGGUUGUGUUUCUGCAAAAACAGCUGGCCAAGGUGCUCCAAGACCAGAAGCAUCAAAACCCCGUUGCUAAAACCAGGCAUGAAAGGAUGCAUACCAGACGACCCUAUCAUGUGCAGGAUGGUGAAAAAUACUGCUUGGAGGACGAUUUGGUCAAUCUGGAGGCUCUGGAUGAGGAUACAAUUGUUCAUCAGCUGCAGAAGCGCUAUGCAGACUUGCUGAUUUACACAUAUGUUGGAGACAUCUUAAUUGCCUUAAACCCCUUCCAGAAUCUAAGCAUAUACUCUCCACAGUUUUCCAGGCUUUAUCAUGGGGUGAAACGUGCCUCAAAUCCCCCCCACAUAUUUGCAUCAGCCGACGCUGCUUACCAGUGCAUGGUUACUUUCAGCAAAGACCAGUGUAUCGUCAUCAGUGGAGAAAGUGGCUCUGGGAAGACAGAAAGUGCCCACCUGAUUGUUCAGCACUUGACUUUCUUGGGAAAGGCCAACAACCAGACCUUGAGAGAGAAGAUUCUGCAGGUGAACCCCCUGGUGGAAGCCUUUGGGAACGCGUGCACUGUCAUCAAUGACAACUCCAGCCGUUUUGGCAAAUAUCUGGAAAUGAUGUUUACACCAACCGGAGUUGUGAUGGGGGCAAGGAUCUCUGAAUAUCUCCUUGAAAAAUCCAGAGUUAUAAAACAGGCAGCAGGAGAGAAAAAUUUUCACAUAUUUUACUAUAUUUAUGCUGGUCUUUAUCACCAAAAGAAGCUUUCUGAGUUCAGGCUUCCUGAGGAAAAACCUCCCAGGUACAUCGCUGAUGAAACUGGAAGUGUGGUGCAUGACAUCACUUCCAAGGAGUCUUACCGAAGACAAUUUGAAGCAAUUCAGCAUUGCUUCAGGAUUAUAGGGUUCACUGACAAGGAGGUGUACUCGGUAUACAGGAUCCUGGCUGGAAUUCUGAAUAUUGGAAACAUUGAGUUUGCAGCCAUCUCCUCUCAGCAUCAGACUGACAAAAGUGAGGUGCCUGAUGCCGAAGCUUUGGAAAAUGCUGCCUCUGUUCUGGGCAUCAGCCCGGAAGAGCUGCAGGAAGCCCUGACCUCCCACUGCGUGGUCACCCGCGGCGAGACCAUCGUCCGCGCCAACACUGUUGACAGGGCUGCCGACGUCCGCGACGCCAUGGCCAAAGCCCUGUACGGGAGGCUGUUCAGCUGGAUUGUGAAUCGCAUCAAUACACUGCUGCAGCCGGACAAAAACAUAUGUCACGCGGAGGACGGAAUGAACGUGGGGAUCCUGGAUAUCUUCGGGUUCGAGAACUUUCAGAGGAAUUCCUUUGAGCAGCUCUGUAUCAACAUCGCCAACGAGCAGAUCCAGUACUACUUCAAUCAGCACGUUUUUGCUCUUGAGCAGGUGGAGUAUCAGAGCGAGGGCAUCGAUGCGGUGCCCGUGGAGUAUGAGGACAAUCGGCCUCUCCUGGACAUGUUCCUCCAGAAACCCCUGGGCCUGCUUGCACUUUUGGAUGAGGAGAGCCGGUUUCCCCAAGCAACUGACCAGACCUUGGUUGACAAAUGCGAAGACCAUCUGCGAUGCAAAUACUUCUGGCGGCCCAAAGGAGUGGAGCUGUGCUUUGGCAUUCAGCACUAUGCUGGCAAGGUGUUAUAUGAUGCUUCUGGGGUUCUUGAGAAAAACAGAGACACUCUCCCAGCUGAUGUGGUUGUGGUCCUGAGGACAUCAGAAAACAAACUUCUUCAGCAACUCUUCUCAAUCCCUUUGACCAAAACAGGUAAUUUGGCCCAGACCAGAGCCAGGGUGUCGGCAGCCUCAAGAUCGUUGCCUCCCCAUUUCAGUGCUGGGAAAGCCAAAGUCGACACUCUGGAGGUGAUACGGCACCCAGAAGAAACCACAAACAUGAAGAGGCAAACCAUGGCUUCGUACUUCCGGUAUUCGCUGAUGGAUCUGCUCUCCAAAAUGGUGGUGGGACAGCCCCACUUUGUGCGCUGCAUUAAACCCAAUGACCACCGAGAGGCCCUGCAGUUCUCCAGAGAGAGGGUGCUGGCCCAGCUUCGCUCCACCGGAAUCCUGGAGACAGUCAGCAUUCGCCGGCAGGGCUACUCCCACCGCAUCCGCUUUGAGGAGUUUGUGAAAAGGUAUUAUUACUUGGCAUUCAGAGCACAUCAGACGCCUCCUCCCAGCAAAGAGAGCUGCGUUGCUAUCUUGGAAAAGUCCAGAUUGGAACACUGGGUUCUGGGAAAAACAAAGGUUUUUCUCAAAUAUUACCAUGUUGAGCAAUUAAAUUUGCUACUGCAAGAAGUCCUGGGCAGAGUGGUUGUGCUGCAGGCAUAUACCAAGGGCUGGCUCGCGGCCAGGAGAUACAAGCGAGUCCGAGAGAAGAGAGAGAAGGGGGCCACGGCCAUCCAGUCAGCCUGGAGAGGAUAUGAUGCUCGGAGGAAAUUUAAGAAAAUAAGCAACAGAAGGAGGGAGUCUGCUGUUCAUAUUCAAGCAGCUCUGCAGGGCUGUGUAGAUCACAAGAGUUAUCUAGAAGUGGAAUCCAACAACGGUCAAGCAGACACAACAAGCAACUCUUCUGUCACUGAGAAAACCCGGGACUCGCAAGCCCAGAGUUCUCCAAAAGGGUUCGAUGGCUUCGCGGGACAUGCAAAUAAGCUCUCACUGGCUGGGACUGAUUCGCCAUGCCUUGUUGCUCCAGAUCGUCAAGGACCAAGGCCCCGGGCAGCCCCUCAAAGCCUUGGUUCAGCAACUGGUCUUGCCCAGAAGCAGCGAACACCUCACCGGCGAUGUCAGCAACCCAAAAUGUUGAGUAGCCCUGAGGACACCAUGUACUAUAACCAGUUAAAUGGAACUCUAGAAUAUCAAGGGAGCAAGAGGAAGCCAAGAAAACUUGGCCAAGUCAAAGUGCUCGAUGGGGACGAUGAAUAUUACAAAGCUUUGUCUCCGGUGGACUGCAGCCCUGAGGACUCGAACUCUGCCCACCGGUUCUUUUUUUCCUCCUCACCCUCCACAGGAGACUCUUUUCUUCCCCACUGAGUUGUGCUUCCUGACCCCAAAUCUGUCCAGGGUAAGAAUAAUCAUGGUGAUGGACUGCUUGUUGUUGAAUAAGAAGGCGUUGGCUCCUUUGGACACCCAGUCCCUGCCUGAGCCUCACUGAACAAUUUGCGGGUCCCUAAACAUCUUCCCAGCUCUUUUUGACUGUCCCACGUGUGCAGUGCAGCCUGAGCAGAGCAGUCUCUCCUUUCCUCACCCCGCGGGCCUCCCUGGGAUGCUGAGAACCCCUCCCCCACAGUGAUGAGAGUCCCUCAUGCCUCCACACCUACGACAGUAACAAUCGCACCAAGGCCGGUCACAAACACUCAGAUGUCUGACUUUCCCACCAGGUCACCUGUCCACCCACGCGGAAUCCCGCCAACAGGAAUCCAGGGGUGCCUUCCCUGCUCUCUGCUCUCCCCUUUCCGUUUGCCGGGUGCUUUGUCCCCGUGCCUCUCCCAGGGUCAGAGCCCCACCGUGGGGAGCUCUCAUCCUGGAGUGUAGGCAGACAGGCCUACAUCUUCAGAUUCUUUCCACAAGGCAAAUGAACCCCUCUCAUGAAUUACUGUGCUGCAAAAGCCUUUGCCUGUUAAUCUACCUUGCCAGGAUUCCCCAGCCCCCCGCCCCGCCCUGUCAAUUUAUUAGUGAAAAAGAGAGCAGGGUGAGAGAGAGAGAGACUGUGGAUCUGUCUGAGGCCAGGCCCCCUCGUUUUGGAACUCUCCACUCGCUGGUCAGCUGUCUCCACUAGGCUGGGAGUGGCCGCCGGGGAAGGGUCUGAUCUUGUCCAUCUUGGUGUGCACGGAGCCCAGCACAGGGCCUGGCAGAGCAGGCAUCCAGCGUGUGUGGCAUGAAUGGAGAGACACUGACAUGGCUGAUAGGAAAGUUACUUUCCAUUAGGUGGUAUAUACGAUGCAUCACUUUUCUUACCUUAGAAGCUCUGACUUUUCACCCAAGAUUGGAGUAGUCCAUUACAAUGAUGCUAUAUUAUAUGCUGUAAUAUUCAGUGUGAUUCAAUAUGACAAGCUCUUCUGAGCAUUGUACUCUGUGAGAUUGCUGUGUGACAUAAAAUCAAAGCAAAACAAUAAAAACCUAAGACCCUUUCUCUAGAA